UCUGCUUUAAAAUACCCUUUAAUAUUAUGUGUCUCAAAGCAAAAAUUAUAAAUUAAUUAUUGCAUACAUGCAGUUAUAUCAAUAAUCGAUUCGGCUUCUAGACUCUGAACUAAUACAACGUCAUUAUAAUUGGUUAAAAAUGUAAAUAAGUUAUACUAAGCCCGUUUUUCAAAAUGAUCACUGCACUGUAAACUAUUAGAUAUCUAUUACGUUGGAAUAAUUUUAAACCGCCUUAAACUCUAACCAUAUCUAAGCUGGGUAAAAUCAAUAUUCUGAGCCCCAAAAUAUACAGAUCUGUAUAGUUAACACACAAUGGUCUUUUCAAGUGUGAUUGAAACGUUCUUUUCAUACUCAGUUGUUUGAAAAAGACAACAUUUUACCCCGUGAAACGGGCAAAUAUUUUUUCGUUGCUAUAAGUAAAGUAGGUCUGCGUUUUGAAAUGCUUUUUUUUUUAUUCUGUCAUUACGUAGUUGCAAAAUGUAAAUAACAUUGUUUGAAGUACACAUGCAUAUAUGAGACUGGACUCUGGAUAUUGACCACUCUGUCAGAAAAUGAUCUACGCUGGCAACUGAGUUACCAUGAAAACAGGAGAGAUUUGCGAUAGUCUUUUAGUGCAAUAUUUGCUGUCAGCAUAUUCGGUACUUUAGCAACCACCUUGGUCAAUGAACACAGAGAUUUGAAAGAACUCUUAGACAAAGACCAGGAACAAUGUCUCAUUUUGAACGAUAUGCAGCGUCUGCUCAGGACAAAAUCACCAGUGCAAUGCUCUCAAUAACUACAGCAAACACUUCAGGUAAAAGUAAUCAUAGCAGCAACGAAAUUCUCGACACAGAUGAGAUUCUGCGAGAACUCAAUGCCAAAAAAGUUUUGCUACUACUUCCGGUAAUUAUUUUUGUAUUCCUGACAAUUACAAUAGGAAUCGUUGGAAACUUUCUAGUGUGCUAUAUAUACAGAUUCCGUCUGCGAAGAUCGCCUUCGAGAUAUUUUAUUUUAUUUUUGGCGGUGUUAGAUUUGAUAUCAUGUUUUGUUGGAGCAGCCUCCGAAUUGUCGGAUCUUUUUCAGCCAUACGUGUUCACAGCAACAUGGUCUUGCAAAAUACUUCGAUUCGGAUUGUCUUUCACGAUAAUUUCAGCUAGUUUCACUCUGAUCUGUGUCGCUUUUGACAGAUACUACAAAGUGUGCAGGCCUUUGAAAGCAUUUCCGGUGAAGAAAGUGAAAAUACUCUGCGCUGUUGUUGUUUUGUUAAGUAUUGGACUUGCUAGUCCGGCUCUGGCUAUAUUUGGAUUAAAGUCUGUGAAAGUCGACGGUUAUGCAGGGUUAAUAGGAACAGAGUGCUCCACGGCUGAUAAUGUCAGAAAAAGUGCACUGCCUAUUGUAUACUAUAUAAUACUCUUUUCUGCAUUCUUAGUGUUACUGACUAGUUUUAUACUUCUGUAUGUCAAAAUAGGCAUCGAGAUUUGGAAAAGAAAGAAGCGCACCAUAGGAGAAACGUUACCGACUUUGAUAAAAGAAAUUAAUAAUGUGCAAUGGACAAGGAACACUAGGAGUGAAAGUGUUCCAUUAGACGAUCCAUCUAGUCGUUCAGUUGACGAAUAUAGUGAGACACGUGCCGGAUGUGAAUCUAUUGAAUCACGUGCCGGAUGUGACUCUACUGAGUCACGUGCCGGAUGUGAAAACGCCAGUGUAAUUGAAAAUGAUAGCUUUUUGAGCACAUUGGAUAGAACAAAAACGAUCAAUUCUUAUACCUUGAACGAACAGAAAUCAGUAACGUCAAGACCUGUUCUGAGGCGACGAAGAUCUAAUCUAGGCCGGAUGUCAAUCAGAACCCUUAGAACAACAAGCAUUUUCUUUGCAGUGUCAGCUGCAUUUGUACUAAGCUUCCUACCAUAUCUUAUUGCAAAUAUUCUCAAAUUCACAAAAGUUGCUUUCUCUGAUAUACAGAAUUCUGCAGAAGAAGUUACGUAUAAUUUCUGUGCUCGAUCUUAUUUUAUCAGUAACUGCAUCAAUCCAAUCAUUUAUAGCGCCUUGAAUGUCAAUUUCAGAAAAGAAUGUAAAAAACUGUUAAAACGAAUUUUGCGGAGAAUUAAACUUUGUUGUUUGUGCAGAUCUGAAUAAAUUAUUCAAAACCCUAAA
Molecule: messenger RNA, 2133 nt
Organism: Mercenaria mercenaria
Lineage: Eukaryota; Metazoa; Mollusca; Bivalvia; Venerida; Veneridae
Product: D(2) dopamine receptor-like
Exons: 2
Coding region: 709-2115 (468 amino acids)
Biological process (GO): neuropeptide signaling pathway
Cellular component (GO): membrane
Molecular function (GO): G protein-coupled peptide receptor activity
Source: RefSeq, a predicted model, not a curated record